This is a messenger RNA of Paramecium pentaurelia, 1194 nucleotides long. NCBI's taxonomy places the organism in Eukaryota, Ciliophora, Oligohymenophorea, Peniculida, Parameciidae. The record is from the annotation of a GenBank genome assembly.
AUGAAAUAACAUAGAAAUUUUUCAAGAUCCAGAAGAAGUUCAUCUCCACAAGAGAAAAUCAAAAAGACUUAGAAGGGUAGAUAAAAGAAAAAUCGUAACUCAAACAAUUCAUCAUGUAAAACCAACUCAUAAUCACAUGAAAAGUAACCUCGUUAAGUUCACGAAGGGAAACUUCUUAAUUUCAUUAAGGAACUAGAAGCUUAACAGGAGAAAUAAGUUUCUAGUUUGAAAUUAAGUCAAUCUUUUAUUGAAGAUGUUUAAUAAAAAUGUAUUUAUUAUAUAUCUAUUUUAAGUGACUAUUGAGGAAGAUCAAAGUCAUCAAGAAUUUGAUAAAUAGUUACAAUACAAAAUAUGUUAUGAAUAAGAAUUUCACUAAACAUUGAUAAAUGAGAAUAUCUAUCUUGGAAAUAGUCUUUAAAACUAAAAGAUCGAUGAUAAACUAAGAGCGAAGAUGAUUGAUUGGAUGAUAGAAGUCUUAGGAAAUUAUAAUGAAACCACAUCUAAUGCUACUUUUUUCAGAUCUGUUUCAAUUAUGGAUUACUAUUUAUAAAAAUCAAUAACGGAAUAUUCAAAUUCUCAUCUUCAUUUAAUUGGCAUUACUUCUAUGUUUAUAGCUAGUAAACUUGAAGAUAUUUAUCAGAUUCCAUUAAAGGAUUUUGUCACAAGAAUUAGUCAUUAUAAAUAUUCAUCGUAUUAUUUAUAUUUAUUGUAGAUCCAAUAUUAAAGCAAUGGAAUAAUCAAUAUUGGAAACAUUAAAUUUUGAGAUUACAUUUCCAACAUCUCUUGAUUAUUUACAAAAUAUCUUAUACUAAUUUUUUAGUUCGAAUGACAAGUAAUUAUUGUUUAUUAAAUUUAGUCCUAUUUUAAAAAAUAUAUAGAAUACCAGUGUUUAUAUUUUAAAAAUGUGUCUACAUAACUAUUAAAUGACAUCCAUUAGUUAAAACACUCUGGCAUCUUCAGCAUUUAUUUAUUCCAUCAAAGAUUUUGUUUUGAAAAAUAACUAAAAGAAUUAAGAACUAAUAAUAAAUUAAUUUGUAAUUUAUUAAUACUAUAUUAAUAUAGAUAAAUAAGACUAUUUAAAUUUAUUAAAUUAAUUAAAAUGAGAUUAUGGAGUGUUUAACUGAGAUAUAAGAUCUAAUUUAAGAUUUUUAAAAGAAUUAUCCAACAUUACAAAAUUUAGACAAAUAUAAAUGA